Purpureocillium takamizusanense is the source of this 2099-nucleotide messenger RNA. RefSeq lists its product as uncharacterized. The transcript is spliced from 4 exons. NCBI's taxonomy places the organism in Eukaryota, Fungi, Ascomycota, Sordariomycetes, Hypocreales, Ophiocordycipitaceae. Gene Ontology annotation, molecular function: transmembrane transporter activity. Gene Ontology annotation, biological process: transmembrane transport. The record is from RefSeq and is a predicted model, not a curated record. Bases 231 to 1952 code for a protein of 573 amino acids.
ACUCGACUCUCAACCGCUCACGCCCUGAUGUCGAACGAGCAUACACAAGCUGCGGUAUUAGUGGGAAAGCCGACGGACAUGGCCAGCAAGAGGAGUAUAAAAGCAGCUCACUGAGCCCCGACUUCCUCUGCAACACUGGAACGAUGCCGUGCCCAUUCAUUGUGCUGCUCUUCUUCUGAAUACGCGUAUCACAUCCCUCCCCCCCCGUGGAUCCGGUCCUGCUGUCAGCCAUGUCGCGCACCACAAGCCAGACGUCCACCGCCCGCGGUCGCGAUGACAUUGUCGAGCAGGUAUCCCUCCCCUCCUUGAGCCGCAGCCAUGAGGGCACCACGCCUGCCGCCGAGGUGCCCCCCGGCAUCACCGUCGGGCAGUCCCGCAAGCUCUCCAACGCCCAGACCGCGACAGUCAUGGCCUGCCUCUGCGCGUGCGUCUUCGUGUCCGCCCUCGACGUCACAAUCAUCACUACCGCCUUGCCCUCCAUUGCCGGCCUCUUCGCCUCCAACUCGGGCUACACCUGGGUCGGCACCAGCUUCAUCCUCGCCCACACCGCCAGCACGCCCACUUGGGGCGGCCUGUCGGACAUCUGGGGCCGCCGGCCCGUGAUCCUGGCUGCCUGCGCCGUCUUCUUCGCGGGAAGCCUGAUUUGUGCCGCGGUCGACUCUGGUCUCGGGUCCUUCGUCGCCGGGAGGGCCGUCCAGGGUGUAGGCGCGGCGGGCCUCACGACCAUGGUCAACAUCUGCAUAGCCGACAUGUUCCCGCCCAGGGACCGCGGCUUGUACUAUGGCCUCACGUCUGUUGUCUGGGCCGUUGCCAGUGGCGUGGGGCCCGUUAUGGGAGGGGUGUUUACGAGUAGACUGACCUGGAGAUGGUGCUUUUGGAUCAAUCUCCCCAUUACCGGCGCGGCGUUUCUCCUCCUCUGCUUCACCCUGAAGCUCUUUUCACCGAGAACGCCGCUACGCGCGGGUCUCGCCGCAAUCGACUGGACGGGCAGUCUCCUUGCCGUGGGAGGCUCACUCAUGCUCCUCCUCGGCCUCUACUUCGGCGGGGUGUACGAGCCAUGGCACUCCGCCACCGUCAUAUGCCUUAUAGUCUUCGGGUUCCUCACGGGCGGCCUUUUCGUGCUCAACGAGUGGAAGCUCGCCGUCUACCCCGUCAUGCCUAUUCACCUCUUCCGCACGGUGUCGUCUGCAGCAGCAUACGGCCUCUGCUUCUUCCAUGCGUUUGUGUUCCUCGGCGUGGCGUAUUACCUGCCCAUGUACUUUCAGUCGGUUCUACUAGCCGGUCCGUUGACGUCUGGCGUGUACCUGCUGCCGUACAUACUCUCUUCUAGUCUCUCGGCGGCGCUGACGGGUGUCUUCAUCCAAAGGACCGGCAAGUACAUGCCCGCCGUGUACUGUGGCACGACGGCCAUGACGCUCGGCGUCGGCCUGCUCAUUGACGUAGGCAUGGACAAGAACUGGGCCCGGCUCGUGGGCUUCCAGAUCAUUGGCGGCGUCGGCGCGGGCAUGAACUUUGAGGGCCCGCUGCUCGCCGUGCAAGCCGUCGUGCCGUCUCGCGACGUAGCCGCCGCCACGACUACCAUGGGGUUCACGAGGACCAUAUCGACGGCCAUUUCCGUUGUCAUUGGCGGCGUCAUUUUCCAGAAUGAGAUGAAUGGUAAGCGGGAGCUACUGAUGCGGAAAGUCGGCGACGAACUUGCCGCGCGGUUCGACGGGGCGACCGCGUCUGCGAACGUGGAGCUGGUCAGGACGCUGGCCCCUAUGCAGCAGCUCGCAGUCAGGACGGCGUACUACGACGCCAUGAGGUCUAUGUGGAUCAUGUACACCGUCAUGUCUGCCGUGGCUAUGCUCACCGGUCUUUUGAUCCGGGGCCACCACUUGCACAAAGAGCAGCAAGAACCGGCUCUCGGACUGGGCAACGAGCGCGAGAUUGCGACUCAAGUCACACAAUAAGGACUCGUCUAGUUUGGUGUCAAUCAAGGUCACGCGGCACUAUUAUUCUGUAGUAGACAGGGUUGGAACAUUAGUACAGUAUAGAUAGGGAAGGCGUGUGUGUUGCCGUCUUCUGCAUUUGCCCCACACCUGCAGGCGCCCCUGGCU